Fusarium sp. VM40 is the source of this 1230-nucleotide messenger RNA. Lineage: Eukaryota; Fungi; Ascomycota; Sordariomycetes; Hypocreales; Nectriaceae. The record is from the annotation of a GenBank genome assembly.
AUGGGCUUUCAGUAUGAGCUGGAUGGCUCCGUCGAGACACACGACCCAGCUUUGCCUUCAACCACAGCAUGUCCAUAUCUACCGGGCCAAACAGUCAAUACUUUAAUUGUCCCUGUCGAGCAGGCUCUCCGGCAGCGCAGUGCUUCCCUCAACUCUAUGUGUGAGAGCGAUCUCAAGACCAUGAAUCCCGAGUCCAAGUACAACACACCUCGACCCGCUCCCUCAGCACCAGCCAACCACAUCCCUUAUCGGGUGGGUUCUUCUCCUUCACUACACCAAAAAGCGUCUUCUCGAUCGUUAUCACCGGCCCCGGCGGCAUGGAAACGCUUUUUUGGUCGUAAGACAAAUGGUUCGGAGGGUGAGCGCGGUCGAUCUCCUGUUCGCAACGAGAUGUCUGGCUUCGUUGAGGACACGGAUUACCGCUGUACCACACCAUCAGACGGUACCCGCACAAGAGACAUCUCGCCUGAGUCUCUUCGACGGUUCCUAUCUGAUGAUGUUCCCCGCCCUGGCUCUAACCUAAGCGAGAGACCAUCAUUAAUCAUCCCCGAAGAUGUUGUCGAGGAUAACGAAAACGAAAACGACGACGACGACAACUUCGCGACUUCAGCAGUAUCUGAGGGCCAGGCUUACGUUACUGGCCUUUCUCCGCCUCCCUUCAAGCGAUCUGUUUCCUCUGAAUCUGUUUUGGCAACUACCAUCGAUUCGAGUUCACGGCCACUUGUCUCUACGAAGCCAUCCAAACAGUCUCUACGAAACAACACCGACGUACGUGCGUCGGCCGUAGCACCCCCCCGUCCUAGACCUAUCAUGCUUCGAGCACCCCACACUCGAAUCAACCCUGCCACCAGCUUCUUCCUAUCACCGGCCACACCAAACUUUCCCGAAGAUGAUGGGAUCAACUUCUUCGAUCUCACCGAUGACGAGGACGAUGUAGUGUCAAACACUAACAGUGAGAUCCUCUCAUUUCAACCUGCUUCUGGGAUGCCUUCUACCAUCGACUCUUUCGAGUGUUACAGUCUUCCUGAGUCGCACGAGCACGGAUCUAAGAUUACGGAAUCCCAAUCGACCUUCGCCAAGACUGACUCCCCAGCCUUGAUGCCUCGAAGCGACUCCGCGUUUGCAGUGACCGAAAGCAACUUCCUCGGAGCUCAUAUCGAUACAGGACUGGACAAUUUUGCAGCUGAGUUAGGUUGGAUGGCCGACAUCAUCGGCUCCAGCACCAACUAA